Messenger RNA from Porites lobata, 3605 nucleotides. Lineage: Eukaryota; Metazoa; Cnidaria; Anthozoa; Scleractinia; Poritidae. The record is from the annotation of a GenBank genome assembly.
AUGAUCCGACAACCCAGUAGUGUGAUCAUCGCUGGCCCGUCGGGCAGUGGCAAGAGCGAGUUGGUGGAACAAUGGUUACGAUAUCUCAACGUCUUUCAAGUCAAACCCAAAAAGAUCGUCUAUGCCUAUGAUCGCUGGCAACCCCGAUUCGACCGUAUGCAACAAAAGGAUGGGAUUCAGUUUCAUCGCGGGUUACCGGACCCCCGUCAUUUGAUCCAAUGGUUUGGUCGGACGCGCGGAGGGGUGUUGGUCUUGGAUGAUCUGAUGGAAGAAGGGGGACAAGACAAGCGCGUGUUGGAUUUGUUCAUCAAAAAUUCUCAUCAUCGCAACAUCACUGCGCUGUAUUUGACGCAAGAUUUAUUCUCGACUGGCAAAUUUUCCAAUCGCAAUCCAAUCAAUCGCAACGCGCAUUACAUCGUGGCGUUCAAAAACCCCCGGGAUCAAACGGGCAUACGGACCAUUUUACUGCAAGCCUUUCCUGACCGGUGGCGCCAAGUCUUGCGCCUAUUUAAACGCAUCACGUCCCGCCUCUUUGGCUAUUUGAUGUUGGAUGUGCAUCCUGCGUCGGAUGAUCGCUACCGCCUGUGGAGUCAUUUAACGCCCCGAGAAGGCAAGGCGCAAGUCCACACCCUGCCCCUGGAUGUCCCUGCCGUUCGACAACGAACUGCAACGAGAACUCGCAAGGGUCCGCCGGCAAAGAGAAGGCGGACAACAUACUGACUUAGCAGCCCGCAUGGACACCUCGACCCUCUCGCCCGCCGGCGUGGGCUCCCCACACCCCCCUCCAGGACCUCAGCAGCAUGACGGACAUGGUGACCGAAUUGACUCGACCGGUGGAUCGUACCCAAUUGGAUCAAGAGAUUGAGACUUUCAAUUUGACCUACCCGGUCAAUGUGGAUGAUGCCUUGAAUGCGUUUACGUUACCGCCCGUGGCAGGCAGAGGCACCGCCCCCGCCAGCACCACCACGGCACCUCCAGCGCCACCACCCUCCAUCACCACCGCCCCCACCACCACGGCCACUCAAACCCGUCCUACCACGUCGACCCGAACACGCCCCACGACCACGACCAGCCGACCGCGACCCGUCACCUCCACCCGAACACGCCCCCUUACCACCGCCACGACCACCACCGCUCCCUCGCGCCCCCUUACCGCUCGCCGCAGCGCCGGGGCAAGGACCAGGACCACCACCUCGACGGUGACGACCCCCAGUGGACGCUCCACCAUCACCGCCAAACAACAGCGACGACGUCCCCGCGUGCCCUCCCCUCCGUCCCCUGAUUCGUCCCCUCCUUCGUCGGAGGACGAUGACAAGGAUGACGACGAGGAUCGACGGCGGGGAUUAAGGCAACGGUUGGAUUUGCUCAAUGAAGAUGCUCAACAACGUGCUCGGGGCAGACGUAUUCGCAACAUCACGCACACCAUUACAGUGACCACGGUCUACGAAGAUGGGGAGGGCGACCUUCCGUGCACCGCACCUCCACCCGAACGUCCAGCCCAAGUCCACCACGGCCACCACGCCGAGGACGGGGCCGUGGCCGAGCACGCGGACGGGGUCGACGCCCGUGAAAAAGAUAUAAAAACAGCUUCCUUCCUCCCACCGUCCUAGUACCAUGUGUGGCCGUUGUCGAAACGCGAUGGCCCCUAGACGGAAACGCAAACGCACCACGACUCGACGUCGACCACGGCGUGUGACCUACAGUCAAGUGGGGGGUGUCGGGGUCGGUCUGCCUGUAGGGAUUCUUAAAGCUGGCUAUGGGAUCACCAAAGCGAUAGGGGAUCAUCAAACCAAGCGUGCAAUCAAAAUUGGCGAAAAACGCCGACGGGAAGUAGCCUCAGGCAAACGGAAACGCUAUGCGGGGAAUCAUUUAAUUGUUCGAUCAUGUGAAAAAAAUAGUAUAUAAAGGCAAGAGACUCCUCCGUCCGUCCUCCGUCGGACAGUCAAGCGAUCAUCAUGCACUGUGGUCAACGACGACGAAAACGACGCCGAAAGCAACGAGGGGGCAUUCUCCCGUUCCUCAUCCCCGCUGCCAUCGCUCUUGGCAAGGCGGCGGUCACUGGGGCCGUCAGCGGAGCUGCGGGCUAUGGCGCCAAAAAAGCCAUCCAAGCAGCGACACGCAAGAAAAAAGUGGAAAAGAUCAGUGCAGCGCAAUGGGCGGCCAAUAAACGACGGGUCCGGCGGAUAUUAAGUCGAACGGGUUUACCUCCGUUGCGGACUCUAGGGAUGGUAUAAAAGAAACGUCUGGUUGGAAACAAGACUCCAAUUGAGGAUGGUCCGUGGACCCAAUGGACGCCGACAUCGUUAUGUCCCCCGAAUACGACGCCGUCGACGUGGAUUGCAACGUGGAGGCGUGCUCCCCAUGUUGGGAGUGGCUCUCUCGCCUUGGGCGUUCAAGAAGAAGAAACGGCAGGCGCGCCGACGCUAAAGUGACCAAGAAAAGAAAAGCCGUCACGUUUGCUUUGGACUGGGACGAACAGUAUGAAGCGGUCCUGUGUUCACGGUGUCGAGAUCACAUGCAAACGCAUUAUCAUGGCGAAUUCUGUGGCAGGUGUGGAGCCAUUUUUACCAUAAAUAGACCUUGGUCGUUGCCUGAACUCAAGAUUCAUCAUGGAGUGGCGCAUGGAACGUCAAGCCCCGUUCUUGAAAAGUGUCUUACAAGAAGCCAAUCAACACAAACGACAAGAAUUGUUGUGGAUGGCGAAUGCGGAUCAGAUCAAUGCUAUCAGUGAAUUGGUGAUGAACACCCUCCGUGGCACGGUGCCCCGUUCCCGACACACCAUUACGUUGCUCAAACCCCACGCACAGAGCUUACGUGCCAUGGCCAAACUCGCCCAUUCCGUCAAACGACGACGCGCCAUCAUGAUGGCUCAAAAAGGGGGCGCCCUCUAGCCUGAACUCUACCGAUGUUAUAAACGUUGCAUGCGUUAGACAAGACACCUCAGUUGCACCAUGGAACCCGAGAUGGUGAGCACCACGGUGGACAACGCCCCUGCUUUUUUACAAUUACGAGACAAGUACAAACAAGAAUUGGUGGAAGAUACCCGCUUGACCAAAGCCGCCGAUUUAGCGGCCAAACAACAUGUGCUCCUGAUCAGCGAUGCCCCCGAUGCUUGGAAACGGCCUCAACUCAAAGCCGUGAGCCGUCAAUUACGCCAUUGGACCAAAAAAGGUCGCCAACCGUUUGGGGCCCCGACCGGUGGUGUGAGCGCGACAGGGGCCACGACCCCUGGCGACGAUGAUUUUGAGGCGGGCCCAAUGCAGGCGUGGUUCACGCAAUUGGUCAAGGCGACCCAGGGUAUAAAACAAGGGUCUACGCCUGUAGGGCCCAGAAAACCACCUGUCCCGCCCAAACCGGACAUCACCCCCAGUGCCAAAAAGAAACUCAAGUUUACGCCCCAACCGAGCAGCGCGGAGUUGGCGCACGAGUUGCCCUUUUCAGAAGAAGCUGGAACAGAGCCUUGGGAUACCCCCAGUGAACGUGUGGACUCCAUCAAGAAAGCGGUCAAGCGCGGGAUUCGCAAAAAAGCCGCUGGUGUCGCCAAAAAGAAAGCCGCAGGUCUGGCCAAGAAAGCGUUGGAUUGGAAAACGUGGAAAACCCCGUGA